Marchantia polymorpha subsp. ruderalis is the source of this 3023-nucleotide messenger RNA. Lineage: Eukaryota; Viridiplantae; Streptophyta; Marchantiopsida; Marchantiales; Marchantiaceae. The record is from the annotation of a GenBank genome assembly.
GGAGGAGGAGGAGGAGGAGGUGCUGGGGCUGGUGCUGGACUACGGGACUGGGAGGGGCGGACGAGAAACAGAAUCCGAGAGCGGGAGGUUGGCUUGACCGAGAGCCGCCUUCUGCAGGGUCGAGGAGGAUUCGAGAGAGGGAGAGGGAGGGGUAGAGAGGAAGAGGUGAUGGUGGAUUUCUGAUUGAGGAUGUUGUUUCCAGAGGCGUGAUGCGAGAGGGACAGAUGUCUGAGUGAAUGAUCUCAGGGCAUGUGAAGCAGAAGAGCUGACUGCUGGCUUGAGUUUAAGGUAGAUUGUAGUCCCUAUUCUCCUGUCCGGCUCUGUCUGUGUUUCCCGUCCUGUUGUUCCUUGUGACACUUUGUUCGAAUGAGCGCCUCGCUGUCUGAAGUCUGCGGUGCUUAUCUGGGUGCGUUGGUGCUUGGACAAAUAAACGCCUGAGUUUGUACUUGGCCUCAACUCACCCAUGCGCCGUUACCAUUCUGUUUCUGCUUGGGGUUUCUUGCCGUGCAUGGUUCUCGAUUUGCUUGGUUGAAAAUUUUCCCCUCUGUAGUGGAGUUUUCGGCGCCGGCAGGACCCACCUGCUCUAUUUCCUCGGUCGCCUUCGCUAUCGGCUACACGAAUUUGAACUUCAGGACUCUUGCGGUUUAGUCCUUGCAGUGGUCCCUUCUCCUGGACGUUAUUACUUCCAUCCGUUAUUGACAAUCGAACAUCGAGGCGAGCAUCCUGGGACAGACAGUUUCAGCAAUUCUGAUUUAUUCUGCUUCUCCGGUGCACAUCAGCAGAGGAAGUCCGAACCUGUUAGUGCCACAGAGAUCCGUAUUUCUUUUUUUGUGAAAACGUGGAGAUGGUAGACGUAGCAGCGAGGGAGGGAAAGACUUUCCAAGCCUCGGUUAAGCAUCCUAUGCCCUUAAGGCGGAGCAAUUCUGGAACAAGGGCUGCUUUCCGCCCACAUCAUGGGAACAGCGCUGGUCAUCCGCCUCAGCAGCAGUCAUCUAUGUAUCCAUCAUCCCACUCCUAUGCUCUGGCUGAAGAGUAUCAUCGUUUCCAUGAAGCAGGAGCUGCACUUGACAGUCAGGGUGCAAGCGCAAGUCUCUCUCAUCCAGAUUUGACUGUCAACAGAUUCUCGGACUCUGGUCGUCUCCAAUCCCUCGGAUCUUCUGUCAGUAGUCAAGAUGUCAAGGGGAGGCGGAAGUCUGUAAAGAAUGAUCAGGAGAUGGAAGUAAGCGGCUGGUCAUCCGGAAACGGUUUUGGAGGAGUGGAAGCGAGUCCUCAUUCUACUCCUGUAACUAAACGUGGUAGCCGUGCAAAGUUAGUCAGGCAAUUGAAGAAUGACCCUCACACUCCUGGUGGACAUCCCGGCAUCGGUUCUCCUGCAAGUAACGCACCAACUCCCAGCAGUACCUGUCGCUACGACAGCUCGCUCGGUCUGCUGACGAAGAAGUUCAUAGACCUCAUCAAGCAAGCAGAUGAUGGGGUGCUGGAUCUCAAUAAGGCUGCAGAUACGCUGAACGUACAAAAAAGGCGUAUAUACGACAUCACGAAUGUACUAGAGGGGAUAGGUCUGAUCGAGAAGAAACUGAAGAAUCGUAUUCGCUGGAAGGGCCUUGGUGUUCUAAGGCCAGGUGAAGGGAACGACGAUGCGGCAGCCUUACAGGCAGAGAUUGAUGAAUUGUUAGCGGCAGAGCGCCGAAUGGAUGAACGCAUAAGUGAGAUGAGGGAGAGAUUGCGAUCCCUGAGCGAGAACGAAGCCAACAAGCAAUGGCUCUAUGUUACUGAAGAGGAUAUUAAGAAUCUACCGUGUUUUCAGAAUGAAACCUUACUCGCCAUUAAAGCUCCGCAUGGCACAACUCUGGAAGUCCCUGACCCAGACGAGACCGUAGAAUAUCCCCAUAGACGCUAUCAGAUUCUGCUACGAAGUAACAUGGGGCCUAUCGACGUCUACCUAGUCAGUCGCUUCCAAGAAAAGUUUGAGGAGGUGAAUCACGCGCAGCAGCCAAUGGACACGGCCGAAGGGGACGCAGGAAUGCAACCGCCGUAUGUAGCCAACACAGUAAUGGAUGCGAUGCCGGAUGGGGAGCGUCUCGCAGAUACCGGAACUGGAACUCAUCAUGAUGUUCCAUCUCCUCAUUCUGAUCCGGAGAGUCCUCACGAUUUUGUUCACGGAAUUAUGAGAAUCAUGCCUGCUGAAGUCAAUACGGAUUCGGACUACUGGUUGCUUUCAGACGCUGGCGUGGGCCUGACGGAUAUGUGGAGGAGUGAUCCUUCGAACUCUAUGUGGUCGAAUGUGGUGAAGUUAAACUCCACAGAAUUCGGCUUAGGAGACGACGAAUCUCCUCACCCGCAAACGCCUCCUUCAAAUUCUGCGCCAGAGGUGGAACCCAUGACUUGAUAAACUUAGUUUCAUUAUGUGCAGUUGUCGUGAAAUCGAAAUAGUCACGACGAAUGUAUUGUCACAGGAGGCCGAAGGCAGCCUGUCCAUGAUUUUGACUCGCCCUUCUCCCUAGAGAGCUAUCUUGUCGUACGUAGCCAAGAGAUAUCUCUUGCCGCAGCCUAAUCAUUUGUAAAUUAUAGGACAAUUCUGUCUACGUGCUUGCAUGGUAUUAAUGGCUCGAUGUUUGAGCCGGUUGAGGAAGACGUAGUUCUAAGCUAUCAGAGCGACUACAUCUUCAGAGAAGAUUUCUUGAAAUCAUUCUAUUUCCGAGAGUUCUUAGAAUUGGCGCUGUAAUUGCCGAGAGCGAAACCAAUAGCAUUUAUGCUUCUUUCAGCAAUAAAAGAGAAGUUCAUAGGCUAAAUCGGGCUGGUUCAAUUCGUAGUAUCAUCUGCGAUUCCAACCAGCAAAUCCACCUCGCGGAAGUCGAAAUCCGCGACAUUAAAGUAGGUGUAACGGGACCUUUCUAAUAAAAAGCCCUCCGCAACAGCAGCCCAUGAUUAGCAUUUGAAACUGGAGCCUGACUGACACGUAGUCAGCUCUAGCUUCUGCUGCAUUCGGCACAAGCUAUUUUUGGUAUGAACUUGAGAUUGGU